GAUGAGUGGAGUAUAUAUAGAUAUAUGGACCGAGGUCUGUCAUAUGUUUGUAUCGCGUACCGAUAUCCUCUGGUGGUUUUAAUAAUAUCUUAUCUGCCUAGUGCCGAGGAGUGGGUGCUAAAUCUGUAACCCAGGUAUGGACCUGUUAUAAUAACCAGGAAUAGCACCUUCCCGCGGAGUGGGAUUCUUCCAGUCUAUGGAUUUCUGCAGACAAUGCUCGUUUUUGUGAAGCGUAGCUACAUGUGUCUUCAAUGAACAAAUAAGUAUAUCUGAUAGAAUAUUUUCUUAAAAUGCUAUUUGUUUUUAAUCUGAACACAAAAACAGGAUAUAUUCGUAACGAUUGACUGUUUUACUGAAGGUGAACUAUUUCCGCAGCCUUAGUGAUGGAUUAAGUGUAUAUACCACGUUACAUUAACACAGAGUUCGCCACACAUUAUACACUGUGCUGUGGGGACAAGUCCUGCAUACUAAAUUCAUCAUAAUGUUUAGCUCUUUAAAGGUGAGAGCUAAAAUAACAGAGAAAGAUCCGGUGUUCAAAGUCCGGUACAUCGGAUGCACGGAAACAUUCGUAGCAACAGGGAAAGGAUGUACCAAUAUACCUGUCCAGAAAUUAUGGGACAAUGCCGGGGAGGAAAAAACUCUGAAACGUACAACCAUUCAGAUAAAUACUAGUGGUAUCCUCAUGGCAGACAUGGACAGGAAAGGUAAAGGUGCACAUGACACACUAUUUAACAUAGAGAACAUAUCAUUCUGUAAUGCUGACUGUGUUCUAAAUGAGCGAAUAUUCACGUGGAUUUGUAAAGAUGACUCGUCCCCUAGUCUCAUCUGUCACGCUGUGUUGUGUAGCAGUAAGGAAAAGGCCAAGGCCAUGGCGUUAGUAUUGUCGCGUGCUUUUCAGAUAGCUUACAAAGAGUGGCAAAUGAGCAAAACAAAAGUCACCAGAGAAAGCAGAAAACAACAAACAAAGGAAAUCGAAAAAGCUGCGGAAUCGUCCAUUCCUAAAAAGCAGUAUAAAAAUUAUAAUGCGACCGAUAAAAAUCACACAACAGUUGCUCCUACAAGUAGUUAUGCGAGUUCGAACGGUUCUACCGGAAGUACAGACACCAGGAGGGAUUCCGAAUGCCAAACUGAACAAAUAUCUGAAAGUGAAGAUGCCAACAAUGAUUCAAUAUAUGAGGUUCCGAAAGAAGUUGUAGAUAAAUCAGAUUCAACACAAUCAAAUGGACCUUUUUCCGGAAGUGCGGCCAUAUUGGAUCCAGAUAUUGAAAACGACCUUUCGAAAGACAUUUCUGUACAAGCAGUUAUCGAUGGGGACGAGACGGAUUCUAUGUCUAGUGGGAGUAAAUAAGGCAAAUUCGCAUGCGAAAACACGUUUGUUCUCGAAAUAUAUGUAAGUAAAUUGUAUAUGAAAAUAA
Molecule: messenger RNA, 1415 nt
Organism: Pecten maximus
Lineage: Eukaryota; Metazoa; Mollusca; Bivalvia; Pectinida; Pectinidae
Product: protein FAM43A-like
Exons: 1
Coding region: 482-1348 (288 amino acids)
Source: RefSeq, a predicted model, not a curated record